GGGUUCUUCAUACGAUAAGGAUCAGAAAACAAAGACUCUCUUAUAUUUUGAUAUCAACAAUCUUUAUGGAUGGGCAAUGGUACAGCCUUUACCAGUUGGAAAAUUUGAAUGGAUUGAUUAUGAGACAAAUCCAAGUUUUUUCAAUACACCGCCAGAUUCUGAUAUAGGCUAUUUUGCUGAAGUUGACUUGGAGUAUCCUGAAGAAAUACAUGACGAUCAUAGGGAUUUACCUUUUUGCGCAGAACAUCUUGCACCACCUGGUUCAAAGCAGAAGAAACUUCUCACGACUUUGAAUGACAAGAAAAGGUAUGUCAUUCAUUAUCGAGCACUUAAGCAGGUCUUAGAUAAUGGACUUCGAUUAAAAAAGGUGCAUAGGAUUUUGAGUUUUGAGCAGAGGGCGUGGCUCAAACCAUAUGUUGAAUUUAACACAGAAAAGCGAAAGCAAGCAAAGAAUGAGUUUGAAAAACUCUUCUACAAAUUGUUAAUUAAUGCAGUCUAUGGAAAGUGUAUUGAACGAGAGCGGAAACGUGUAGAUGUGCGAUUAGUAAAUAAAUUUACAGGCAGAUACGGAGCAGAAGCACGCAUAGCUCUGCCAAAUUUCACAGUUGUGCAAUCUUCGAUGAAAAUUUGGUUGCCAUACAGCUGAAGAGGACAAGUAUUACAAUCAAAAAACCAAUAUACGUAGGUCUCUCAAUUCUAGAUUUGUCAAAAACAUUAGUAUAUGAUUUUCAUUAUUCAUAUAUGAAAAAGCGAGUUGGAGAAAAAUGCAAACUCCUGUAUACGGACACUGAUAGUUUAAUAUAUGAAGUUGAGGAUAUAGAUAUGUAUCAAGUAAUGAAAGAAGAUGUACAUAAAUUUGAUACUUCUGAUUAUGAUGAAAAUAAUCAGUUUGGAAUUCCGCGUGUUAAUAAAAAAGUUCCUGGAUUGAUGAAAGACGAAUGCUGUGGCAAGAUUAUGACAGAAUUCAUUGGUUUAAGAAGCAAAAUGUACAGUAUUUUGAUUAAUGGAGCCGCGACAGUGAAAAAAGCUAAAGGUAUAAAAUCUAGUGUUGUAAAGAAAUCAAUCACGUUUGAAGAUUAUCGAAAAUGCCUUCAGGAUCUUGUUAUUAUAAAACGUGAGCAGUGUAAUAUUCGUUCAAAAUUACACAUUGUGCAUACUGAAAAACAGGAAAAAAUUGCUCUAAGUCCACAUGAUGAUAAAAGAUUCUUAUUGCCUCAUAGUACUGACACUUUGCCUUGGGGACAUUACAGAAUUAUGGAAGAACAGAUGGCGCAAGCUGCUAUGCAAGUAGAGGGAGAUGCGGUGGAGGGGAUUGUGGUGGAGGAGAGGGGCAACAAUGGCGAAGGACGAAAAAGAGAGGGAGAAAGUGAGUGGGGGCAUGAAGCAACCAAUGAGAAUGCUUCGCGGGUAGGGAUGACACUUUAUGCUGAUGGAGGGGAACCAAUCAAGAUUGAAUAUGAUGUUUUAGAGGAGUUUAUGCACGAGUGGGAUCCAUCAUUGGAUAGGUUAGGAACUGAACAAGGAGUGAGAAAUGAUAUAUUACUAGAGGCUAUGGAAGGGGCAGAAAUUGUGGUGGGAAACGGGCUAUAUGAACGGACUAAACACGAUGAAGAGCACAUUCGAGAAAUCGAAGCGAACAACCAACCUUGUGCAAAGAGACCAAGACUCACCUAACUCUAAAAUAAAAUGGAUCUAUCUGCACUCAACAAGAUUGCUGAGCGUGAGUUCUUGCCUAAGAAGAAAGUCACGGAUUUGGAAAAAGAUCAUGAGUACAUAGUGACUGCACUCAAGGAAGUAAAGACGAGAUUCGGCACAAAGAUCGUGGCUGAGAUCGAUGACAGCUUUCAAAUAUUUCUGCCUGGGAAGAUCUCAUCAGCAAUCUUGAAAGAUCAAGAAUUUUUCAAUAAUCUCUCUAACACAGCAAAUAAAUUCAGUUUAUUUAUAACAUAUCAGGGUGGAACUUCUUUCAAGUUCACCACAUGCUAAAAUAAUGAAAUACAAAUACUGAUAAUUGUUAAAU
Nasonia vitripennis (jewel wasp) is the source of this 2020-nucleotide messenger RNA. RefSeq lists its product as uncharacterized. The transcript is spliced from 2 exons. NCBI's taxonomy places the organism in Eukaryota, Metazoa, Arthropoda, Insecta, Hymenoptera, Pteromalidae. The record is from RefSeq and is a predicted model, not a curated record. The coding region runs from base 742 to 1674 and encodes 310 amino acids.